Messenger RNA from Zingiber officinale, 537 nucleotides. RefSeq lists its product as uncharacterized. NCBI's taxonomy places the organism in Eukaryota, Viridiplantae, Streptophyta, Magnoliopsida, Zingiberales, Zingiberaceae. The coding region runs from base 1 to 537 and encodes 178 amino acids. The transcript has 3 exons. The record is from RefSeq and is a predicted model, not a curated record.
AUGGAGUCCCUGAUGAUCAUUAUGAUGAGUAUCUACGGAUUGCUGAAACAACUGUCAUCCAAUGUUUAUAUCAACUUUUGUCGAUGUGUAAUUGAAGUGUUCGGGGCCCAAUAUUUAAGAAGACCUAAUGCUGCUGAUAUCCAACACUUACUUGAAAUGCAUGAGCAGAGACAUGGUUUCCCUGGAUCACGUAAUGAUAUCAAUGUGCUUAACGAAUCGCCAUUAUUCAACGACGUCUUACAAGGGAAUGCACCCAAGAAUGGGCUACUUUCGUCAAGAGCUCUGCCCCAGGAUCCCAAGAGAAAAAUAUUUAAGGAACGACAGGAGGUCGCGAGAAAGGAUGUUGAGAGGGUAUUUGGGGUGCUCCAAUCACGAUGGGCAAUGAUAAGAGGUCCAGGACGAUUUUGGUACAAGGAUAAUUUGAAGGACAUCAUGUAUACCUGUAUUAUUUUGCACAACAUGAUUAUUGAGAAUGAGGGAGAUGCAGUAGUCAAUUGGUCGGACGAUGAAGGAGAUCCUCAAUCACAAAUAUUUUAA